GUUGAUUGGCCGAGAGUUACACGGUUUUCAGUUCAUAUAGAUCAGAGUCUUUGCAGUGAGCGGUUUAAACUUUGGACCACACAAUGAUUAAUACUGGAAAAUUGGCAGGACGAACUUUGUUCAUCACUGGCGCCUCUAGGGGCAUCGGCAAGGCAAUCGCACUGAAGGCGGCUCGCGAUGGUGCCAACAUUGUGGUUGCUGCCAAGACAGCUGAGCCGCAUCCCAAGCUGCCAGGCACGAUUUACACAGCCGCCGAUGAGAUCGAAAAGGCUGGCGGACGUGCCUUUCCCUGUGUUGUGGAUGUGCGCGAUGAGCAACAGGUGCGCACCGCCGUCCAGCAAGCUGCGGCCAAAUUCGGUGGCAUCGAUAUCGUUGUGAACAAUGCUAGUGCCAUUUCUUUGACCAACACACCAGACACUGAAAUGAAGCGCUACGAUCUGAUGCACAGCAUCAACACGCGUGGCACAUUCCUGGUGUCCAAAGAGUGCCUGCCCUAUCUGGAGAAGAGCAAUCAUGCUCACAUCUUAAACAUCUCGCCGCCGCUGAGCAUGAAGGCAAAAUGGUUUGGUCCCCAUGUUGCCUACACGAUGGCCAAGUACGGCAUGUCCAUGUGUGUGCUAGGAAUGGCGGCGGAGUUCAAGGAUCGCGGCAUAGCCGUGAACGCCCUUUGGCCACGCACGGCCAUCCAUACGGCUGCCAUUGAGAUGCUGACUGGUCCCGACAGCGCCAGCUGGUCGCGCAAGCCAGAGAUUAUGGCCGAUGCGGCUUAUGCCAUACUCUCCCGGGAACCCAAACAGUUCACCGGCCAGUUCUUCAUUGACGAUGAGGUGCUCGAAUCAGUGGGAGUCAAGGAUCUGACGGACUAUGCUUGUGUUCGUGAAAACGCAGACAACUUAAUGGCUGACUUUUUCGUUGAAGCCAAGGGUGCACCAGCUGAAGGUGCAGCAGUGCCUGAGCCGUCUGCUGCAGCUGCACCUACGGCUGACACUAGCGACGACAAAAUACCGCAGCUUUUUAAAAAAAUUGAAUCUCUGCUGUCUCCUGAAAUCGUUGGCAAAACGCAGGCUGUAUACCAGUUCAACAUCAGCGGCGAUAAGCAGAGCACCUGGUUUCUAGACUUGAAGAAUGGUUCCGGUGCCUGCGGUAAUGGCACCCCGCCAGGUGCACCGGACGCAACGCUGUCCAUGAACUCGAACAAUUUCUUUGACAUGUUCUCGGGCAAAUUGAAGGCGGCACCAGCGUACAUGUCCGGUAAGCUGAAGAUUAGCGGAGAUUUCCAAAAGGCUCUCAAAUUGGAGAAACUAAUGAAGGCGCUCAAGUCCAAGUUAUAGAUCAUAAGCUUCCAUAAAUUUAUAAAAAUCGCUCUAAAAUAAAGACUUUAAAAUAUUUAC
Messenger RNA from Drosophila navojoa, 1391 nucleotides. RefSeq names its product Hydroxysteroid dehydrogenase like 2 (gene Hsdl2). The record is from RefSeq and is a predicted model, not a curated record. Lineage: Eukaryota; Metazoa; Arthropoda; Insecta; Diptera; Drosophilidae. Gene Ontology annotation, cellular component: mitochondrion.